AGGAGUUUGAACAUAGCAACAUUUAUCGAUGUUCAGAAGGAUCGUCGUCCUCGUGGAUCUGAUUUCAUUUUACAAGAUGUUGAUGUGGACGAUGAAGAACAGGAUGAGGAUGACUGGGACGACGAAGAAGACCGAGCUCUCGAACCAAACGAAAAGGAGGAAGCUGAAAAGUACAUGAAGCAGCUUGAUGCAGAGAGAAGACGUAACGAAAGAAACAAAUUUGCGAAUAUGAAUGAAGAUGAGAUUGGUCGAUAUUUCGAGAAUAAGUACAAAACACAACCAAUAAGAGACCUUGUUGAAGAAGAUUCUGCCAUCGACGAUAUAUCUCAACAUGGACUUUUGCCAUCAACAAAGGAUCCAAAUCUGUGGAUAGUGAAGUGUAGGAUGGGCGAAGAAAAGCUGGUUGCUUUGCAGCUAAUGCGCAAAUAUUUGGCUUUUGAGAACACAAAUGAGCCUUUGCUAAUCAAGUCCAUCGUCGUUAAAGAAGGUCUGAAAGGUAUAAUCUAUAUCGAAGCCUUCAAACAAUCGCAUGUCGCCAGCGCAAUUAAUGGCGUUUCCGCUUUGAACCAGUUCAACGUGACGAUGGUACCGAUCAAAGAAAUGGUAGAUACUCUGCGUGUUGUUAAAGAUGUUCCCGCUUUGAAAGUUAACUCAUACGUUCGGCUGAAACGCACCAUGUACAAAGAUGACCUUGCACAGGUGGAUUGGGUGGAUGUGGCUCAAAGUAAAGUGAACCUACGUAUUGUUCCUAGAAUCGAUUACACGAGGAUGAGAGGAGCUCUGCGAACUGAAGCGGAUCGUAACCAUAAGGUGAAACGUCGUCCUAUGCCUCGACUUUUCGACCUGGACAGAAUCAAGGAAAUCGGAGGAGAAGUUACGAAUGACGGCGACUUUGUUAUCUUCGAGGGGAACAGUUACAGGCGUGGUUUCCUUUAUAAAUCCUUCCCGAUGAAUGCAAUAAUUGCUGAAGGUGUUAAGCCGACCCUAGCCGAACUGGAACGCUUCCAAGACACUAGCGAAGAUCUAAAGAAAGAGUUAGAAUCCACAACUGUGAAAGACAACUCGCACUUCUUCGCACCUGGCGAUAAUGUGGAAGUAACUGAGGGAGAGCUGGUAAACCUCCGCGGUAAAGUUGUUAGCGUUGAUGGACCCAAGGUCGUUAUGCUACCUGAUCACGAAGAUUUGAAGGAGCCGCUUACUUUGAAUAUAUCGGAACUGCGGAAAUAUUUUCGACCUGGUGAUCAUGUCAAGAUGAUUUCUGGUCGCUAUGAAGGAGAUACUGGUCUCAUUGUGCGAGUAGAGCAUAAUCUCGUAGUUGUGUUGAGCGAUCUCAGCAUGGAUGAGCGCGACCUCGAGAUGUACAACUCUGUGCGGAUAUCACCACUGGAGUUCGAUUCUUUGGGGCAGUUCCAGUUUCAUGAUCUUGUUCAGCUUGACCAACAAAAUGUUGGCGUCAUCGUGCGUCUUGAGAAAGAAACAAUGGAGGUUCUUAACCAACACGGAAAGGUUCUCCGUGUGAAACCGCAGUCGAUUCAAGGGAAAAAAGACACUCGACAUUCGCAAGCUUUGGAUAGUCAACAAAAUCCGAUUCAAAGCAAGGACAUGGUCAAAAUCAUUGAUGGUCCUUUUGCG
Molecule: messenger RNA, 1632 nt
Organism: Ostertagia ostertagi
Lineage: Eukaryota; Metazoa; Nematoda; Chromadorea; Rhabditida; Trichostrongylidae
Source: the annotation of a GenBank genome assembly